AUGAGUGAACGGAAAUCCCUUCUGAAGUUUUUCAACAAGUUGAGCGGGCAACCCGAGCUGUAUGCUAAGAAGCAGCAGUACACGUUUGGCCGCACGCUUGGUGCGGGGCUGUUCGGUAUCGUACGGUACGCUCGGGACAACGAGACCAAUGAAGAGGUGGCGGUCAAAAUCAUCUUGAAAAAGGCUUUGAAGGGCAAUGAAUCCAUGGUUCUCGACGAAAUGAAGUUGUUGGAGCAAUUACACCACCCUAACAUUGUCGGGUUCCGCAAUUGGUUCGAACUGAAGGACAAGUACUACCUUGUGACCCAAUUGGCUACCGGAGGCGAAUUGUUCGACCGGAUUGUUGCCCGGGGACGUUUUACCGAGAAGGACGCCCUGUUGGUGAUUGUGCAGGUUUUGGAAGCUUUGAAAUAUUUGCACCACAGAGACAUUGUUCACCGCGAUAUUAAACCGGAAAAUAUUCUCUACCUUACUCCUGAUGAGGAUGCCAAUGUGGUUUUGGCUGACUUUGGGAUUGCCAAGCAAUUGAAAGACCCCAAGGAUAUGCUUUUCACGUCGGCUGGCCUGUUUGGUUAUGCUGCCCCUGAAGUCAUCAUGGGCACGGGCCACGGUAAGCCGUGCGAUGUUUGGCUGUUGGGUGUGAUUUGCUACUCAUUGCUUUGCGGUUACUCGCCGUUCCGUUCGGAGAAUGUGAAUGACUUUAUCAAUGAAGUUAAGCACAACAACGCGGUUAUCUUCCACGCCGACUAUUGGAGGGAUGUCCUGAAGGAUGCCCGCAGAUUCAUCAUCAAGGCAUUGCAGUUCGAUCCUACUAAGCGCCCUACCGUGGAUGAAUUAUUGCAAGACCCGUGGUUGGUGCUGGUUGCCAGUAAGCAUACCGAAACUGACUUGUUGCCCAACCUCAAGGAAGGUUUCGAUGCAAAGGCUAAAUUUAGACAUGCGAUUGAGAUCGUCAAGCUUAACAACCGUAUCAAGAAACUCAAAGAAUUGCAAGGUGACGAUGGUGAUGAUGAUCCUUCUGAAAUUGACCACUUUGACGCUCAUGGAUCUAUUGUUCAACAUAAUGACGACGCUUCCUUCCAACAAAGUCUUCAAAACCAACACGCGCCUCUGUGGGACAGCUUCAGCGACGCCGUCAGUCUGUUAUCUCUCAAGGAUAUCGACCUGCAAGCGAGUUUGUCAUCGUUAAAGCUGCCUUAUGCCAAAAAGAAGAAGGGGGCCGCUGGCGACGCUUUUGCCCAGUUGGUGCAAGCUGCCAGUUCAAAUCGUGAUCGAGUAUUAUCUUAUCAAAAUGAAACGCAAGCGGAGGAGACCAAAAAAACCGCCGAUGCUACGGACUCGGCAAAGACGACCUAA
Molecule: messenger RNA, 1356 nt
Organism: Diutina rugosa
Lineage: Eukaryota; Fungi; Ascomycota; Pichiomycetes; Serinales; Debaryomycetaceae
Gene: CMK2
Product: calmodulin-dependent protein kinase
Exons: 1
Coding region: 1-1356 (451 amino acids)
Biological process (GO): cellular response to oxidative stress; protein phosphorylation
Molecular function (GO): ATP binding; calcium/calmodulin-dependent protein kinase activity
Source: RefSeq, a predicted model, not a curated record